Saprolegnia parasitica CBS 223.65 is the source of this 1500-nucleotide messenger RNA. RefSeq lists its product as hypothetical. The coding region runs from base 1 to 1500 and encodes 499 amino acids. Lineage: Eukaryota; Oomycota; Saprolegniomycetes; Saprolegniales; Saprolegniaceae. The transcript is spliced from 4 exons. The record is from RefSeq and is a predicted model, not a curated record.
AUGGUCUCGGUCAUCUUCCUCGACGUCGACGGCGUCUUGAACCGCCUCGAUGGCCCGUGCCUCCUCGAAGCGACGCUCGUUCGCCGCGUCGCGCGUCUCUUGUCGAAUUCGGACGCGCGGCUCGUCAUCUCGAGCACGUGGCGCGCGCAUCCGAAGCAGUUGGCGAUGCUCUGGCACGCACUGGCGGCCCUGCAGGUGCCGCUGCACCGCGUGCUGGGCGUCACGCCGAUGGGCGCGGAUCGCGUCGACGAAAUCACAGCGUAUCUUGCGGCCAUGCCAUCGCCACCGGCGCGCUGGGUCGCGAUCGACGACCUCCCGCUGGCGCUCGAGGCAAGCCACUUUGUCCGCACCGACCCCAAGAAAGGUAUGACGCUUGCCAACGUUCACGCGGUGCUGCAAACCCUCAGCGAGACGACGACGACGACAACGAGGACAACGACGGACGACGGCGACGACGACGACGAAAGUGAUACUGCCUGGCGCUAUUGCCUUGCGCUGACGACGACGGACGACGAUAUGGGUCGCAUCUCGGUGGUCGACGCAGCGCUCCUCGACAGAGGGAAGCGCAUGGUGCUGCGGCGGUACGAGGCGCCGGGUACGGACUGGAAGACGCUUUUCUCGUGGGUGCGGCGCGUGCUACCGCUCGAGGCCUUUGUGACGGUGGUCUCGUCGCCGGUUGCUUUGGGACACUGCGACGAUCCCUACGCCCUUCUCUUGCUCCUGCAAGCUGUCGACGUGUCGUCGAUCGCUGCGCCUGCUCACGGGACACUCGCGCGCCGCAUCCUCGAUGAUGCGACCAGCAAGCGAUCCCUUGUUUGCCCGUGGACCCAGCACCCGUCCCGCAACUUCCCACCAGUCGACCUCGUCGCCGUCGUAGAUGGUCUGCCCUCGGAGCCCGAGGUCUCGACGUCCCGCGACGUACUAGUACGUCUGCAGCUGCUCGACACGUACUCUGGCCGCGCCGUCGCGCAGCACAUGACGCGCUACGAGGUCUGCAAUGGCGACGUCCGAGGCGCCAUGCUCGGCCUCCAGCGGUCGCUCGCGACAUGGCUCGAGGCGCCGAUGUACGCGCGCUCGGUUGUGCUCGCCGGUGCCAAUGUGACCGAGUGGGUGCGCGCAUGUGCGCGCCACGGUGUGCCUGCGACCGGCCACACUUGGAUCGACGCCGCCAUCAUCGGAACAGCGGCCAUUACGAAUAUUUUUGAGAGUGGCUCCGUCGCAGCGACGAGCGCGCAUGCGAUCGAGCCGGGGACCGUGGAUGCACCCGCCGCCGACCUUCUCGAGCUGCUCCCGGCGCGCGUCGCCGCCUCUGUGACACCAUCGACGCGGGUGUUUUGGGGCCAAGCGGCGGCGCGGAUUCUGUCCUGGACACCACACCACUUUUCACGCCACACGCUCUUCGGCUAUGUGCUGCGGGGCGACAUUGCCAGCGUGGCGAGCCUCGACGCCGUCCUCGCCUGCGCGUUGGAAGACGACGACCUCGAUGACCUCGUGUGGUAG